Messenger RNA from Scophthalmus maximus (turbot), 2816 nucleotides. Its product is annotated as voltage-gated potassium channel subunit beta-2-like. Gene Ontology annotation, biological process: transmembrane transport; regulation of potassium ion transmembrane transport; potassium ion transport. Bases 165 to 1541 code for a protein of 458 amino acids. Lineage: Eukaryota; Metazoa; Chordata; Actinopteri; Pleuronectiformes; Scophthalmidae. Gene Ontology annotation, molecular function: potassium channel regulator activity; voltage-gated potassium channel activity; transmembrane transporter binding. The record is from RefSeq and is a predicted model, not a curated record. The transcript is spliced from 15 exons. Gene Ontology annotation, cellular component: cytoplasm; juxtaparanode region of axon; voltage-gated potassium channel complex.
GCUGAUAGGGCUCUCUGUGUGCCGUGUGACCAGGCAGGAGGGAGAGGAAAGCCUUAUUAACCCAACCACCAACUAGUUUUAAAGCAGUCCAGAGUCAGCUCGACUUGACAAGAGACUGAGUAAUAUACUGCUGCUGCUUCGUCCGGCCUUGUCCAAGCUCCAUCAUGAGCAGCGUCGUCCAGAACCCCUACAUCGGCCGAACACCUACCACUCGGAUGCCCAAGCCGGGGGGCAGUGGGGGAGCGCCCCCCGGGAGUCGGGACAGCAGUGGGAUCUGUCGAAGCAGUAGCAUCAGCAGUGGAAGUGGCGUGUCUGGAGUCAAGAUACUGUCGCUGUCGUCCAUGAGCGACAGCAUGCACAGUGGCCUGAGCUGUUUCCUGUCGGAGAGAGCCCUGGAGCAGGAGGAAAGGCAGCAGCGGAGUCACCACCUGGCAGAGUUCCAGCGGCUGAAAGAGGUCCGCGCCGCUGCGCAGCUUAAAAACCUGGAGGAUUUCCUCCGGAUGAACCAUGUGUCACUCAGGGACAGCACAUCUUAUUCUACUGGCAUGAUUUACAGAAAUCUCGGCAAAUCUGGCCUGAGGGUGUCCUGUCUUGGAUUAGGCACGUGGGUUACCUUUGGAGGACAGAUAACGAAUGAGGUGGCGGAGGAGCUGAUGACUUUGGCGUAUGAGAAGGGAAUCAAUCUGUUUGACACAGCUGAAGUGUACAGUGCUGGAAAGGCUGAAGUUGUCUUGGGAAGCAUCAUAAAGAAGAAAGGAUGGAGGCGUUCCAGUUUAGUUAUCACCACCAAAAUCUUCUGGGGCGGAAAAGCAGAAAUGGAAAGAGGAUUGUCCAGAAAACAUAUCAUUGAAGGUCUAAGAGCUUCACUAGAGAGACUUCAGCUGGAGUACAUAGAUGUGAUCUUUGCCAAUCGACCGGAUCCUAACACACCUAUAGAAGAGACGGUGAGGGCAAUGACUCAUGUGAUCAACCAUGGGAUGGCCAUGUACUGGGGUACAUCACGAUGGACGUCCAUGGAGAUCAUGGAGGCCUACUCUGUGGCACGACAGUUCAAUCAGAUCCCGCCCAUCUGCGAACAGGCAGAGUAUCACAUGUUCCAGAGGGAGAAGGUUGAAGUUCAGCUCCCUGAACUCUACCACAAAAUAGGCAUCGGGGCUAUGACAUGGUCUCCACUGGCCUGUGGGAUCAUCUCAGGGAAGUACAACAACGGCAUCCCCCCUUGUUCACGGGCCUCACUUAAGGGUUACCAAUGGAUGAAGGACAAGGUCCUGAGUGAGGAGGGGCACCGUCAGCAGGUGAAGCUAAAAGAGUUGCAGGCAUUUGCUGAGCGACUAGGCUGCACUCUGUCCCAGCUGGCUAUUGCCUGGUGCUUGAGAAACGACGGCGUGAACUCCGUCCUACUGGGAGCUUCAACAGUUGACCAGCUGACAGAGAAUAUUAGGGCGAUACAGGUUCUCCCAAAGUUAUCUCUGUCCCUUGUAUCUGAGAUGGAUGGCAUCUUGGGAAACAAGCCCUAUAGCAAAAAGGACUUCAGAUCCUAGAAGCACCGGUGAUGAACUGUCACACUGUGAUCAUCUGCAAUCUAUUUCCAAAAGACACAACAAGCUACGAAUGUGUCAUUAUUCAUUUCACCAAGUGGAUGCACUGUCACUUUACUGUCUCGAUCACAUUUGCACUCAUCACUCAAUAGUGCAGAUUUCUACAAAAUGCAAUACUUGUUUUAGUAAAAAAAAACAUCAUCCUCAAGGUAAAGAAAAGAAAAAACACAUUUCUUGUGAACUGAGGAAGUGACUGACUGACUGACUGACUGUGUGUGUGUGUGUGUGUGUGUGUGUGUGUGUGUGUGUGUGACUGCACCAGAUCAAUGGCACAAAACACAAAUUUGAAGAUCUUUUAUGUUGCACCAUUGAGAACCUGUGUACAGUAGGUAGUGUGCACAGCACAUGGUAUGUGUUAUGCCUCCAAGGCUUUUUAUUGAUUAUUGUUACAGUUAUGUAGUCUUGUUUUAGUCUUAUUUUGCCUAACUUAAGCAAUGCAUGUUGGAUCUCUUUGUUGGCUGUACUUGACGUUUUGUUAAACACUUGGAAACAUGACUAUUUAGAGCUAUCAAGUACUAUAGCACUGUAUAUUUUGGAAUCUUCAGACUUCACCCCCAUUCACGUAACGUCGCAAAUGGCAUUUGGAACAACAUCGUGUCUUUAUGCCAUUAUCAAGUUUGCCACCGAUUUAGGGCUAUUGAAUAAGGAUAAUUCAGUUGAAUUCUGUCUGCAAUUUCCAAAGUUAUGGUCAUUCAAAAUAUUUUCAUGGAAAUUGCCGUCACCCUGGCCUUUGACCAAAUGUGGUUUGUGACCUCCGACCUCCAGAGGUAGAAGGGUCAUCCAAUGAGCAGAGGACUGAGGAUUCGAUCCCCGGGUCCUCCACUCUGUGUGCCAAAGUGUCUUUGCCUCUGAUGGCUAUGACUGCAGAGUAUGAAUGAUGUGCGAUAGAAAGAGUGCUGUAUGGAGGCGCUGUAUGAAUGUGUGAAUGUAAAUAUGACUCGUACCGGUCAGUGAGCCUAGAAAAGACCUUUAUCAACAGUCCAUGUAACCACGGCUGAGAGGAGGAAGCCUGAAGCAGAACAGAACACAUCCUACAUUUACCAAUACGACACUGCUGCACGUGGCUUCAUUUGCUCUCACUGAAUGUUGUGUGGAAAGUUGCAUCAUGUCGUGCGCCCUGCGUUCACCCGCCGCAGCAGUAACUCAACCUUUUGUAAUUAUUAAAAAAUCUGGGCAAACAAGUACGCGGGACUCAGCAGCUUAUUUUCAUAAAUUUGU